AUGCCAAAAUCAUCUGGCGCUGUGCCGAAGGGGUGGGAUGGGCAAACCAUCUACCUUCACGCACCUUCAUAUUCCAAGAAGCUUUGUAAAGACAAACUUAGCGCACUUAUAUUGCCAAAGUCCGAUCUACCGCCCGAUACACAGGUUUACAAGCCGAAUGGGCCGUACUCGAACGUCAAGAUCACACCCGUCACGGACUCUGCGCAUCCUGCACACGGACAGCAUGCGCUUUAUGCUAACCAGCAUCUGCCACCAGACUCGUUCAUCCUGCCGUACUUGGGCCAUGUGCACGAUCAGACUGACAUUGAUGAAGCAUCCGACUACGAUCUCUCACUCGACCGCGAACUAGGCAUCGGCGUUGAUGCAUCCAAGAUGGGCAACGAAGCACGCUUCAUCAACGACUACCGGGGCGUCUCUGCCGCACCGAGCGCCGAGUUUCGCGACAUACUUGUAGACAUUGGGAACGGGAAGGUGGAAAAGAGAGUCGGAGUCUUCGUGCUCAGCGCUGGUAAAAGCGGAAAGAGAGCGAAGGGCAUCGGACGUGGACAAGAGAUCCUCAUCAGCUACGGCAAAGGCUUCUGGUCAGAUCGACAGUCUACUGAAGACUGA
Messenger RNA from Alternaria ventricosa, 609 nucleotides. RefSeq lists its product as uncharacterized. The coding region runs from base 1 to 609 and encodes 202 amino acids. The record is from RefSeq and is a predicted model, not a curated record. NCBI's taxonomy places the organism in Eukaryota, Fungi, Ascomycota, Dothideomycetes, Pleosporales, Pleosporaceae. The transcript has a single exon.